AUGUCCAAGCGGGCGCGGUCUAUCAGUCCGCCUAAAAGCCCUAUGUCCAGUCUCAGCGCCUUGUCUUCCAAACGAACGAGGUACUCUACACCCGAACGCACACGAUCUUACUCCCCCCCUGUCAACCCGCGUAUAAACGUCGCUUCAAUUCGAGGGGCCGUAACUCAACGUCGCCUGCGUCACCUGAAUCGGGAUGGUUCUAUUGCGCGCCAACUUCCUCUGCAUCAACCGCUGACUCGGGAGCGUUAUAUUGAGCAGGGACCUUCCAUUCCUGUCUCUUAUGGCUCGACAUCUGGGCAUCCAGGAGCCUUUCCCGUCGGGCCAGCCAGCACAUACGGAGAACGUAACACCUACCGCUCAGGAGGAACCUUGCCUCUAUCUGGACACCAAGGAUCGGUUACGGAUGGGCAAACGCAGGUUUCGCGACCGAAUAGUUCACGCGGAGAACUUCAGAUCCGCUUCGCAGCGGGAAACGUCGAUGUAGAAUAUGAGGGGCCAUCAGAUGGGGAGUCGUUGGAUGAGGCGUCAUCGGAUGGGCAGUCGUUGGAUGAGGAGGAGUCGGAUUGGGAGUCAUCAGAUGGGGAGUUCAGCGAAGAAAAUGGAACGGAUGGGGACGUCUCGGAUUUGUCGGGCUCUGAGGUAUGGACGGUCGUUGACGACGAUGAAGAGUGGAAUAAUCUGAGCGACGACGACGACGACGAACACGCUCUGAGUCGUGCUUCAAAUGCCCCUGCCGGCUACGAUGCCUAUGCCGCCUAUGAUGCCUAA
Pleurotus ostreatus (oyster mushroom) is the source of this 768-nucleotide messenger RNA. RefSeq lists its product as uncharacterized. The transcript has 2 exons. The record is from RefSeq and is a predicted model, not a curated record. The coding region runs from base 1 to 768 and encodes 255 amino acids. NCBI's taxonomy places the organism in Eukaryota, Fungi, Basidiomycota, Agaricomycetes, Agaricales, Pleurotaceae.